This is a messenger RNA of Lachancea nothofagi CBS 11611, 810 nucleotides long. NCBI's taxonomy places the organism in Eukaryota, Fungi, Ascomycota, Saccharomycetes, Saccharomycetales, Saccharomycetaceae. The record is from the annotation of a GenBank genome assembly.
AUGGGGAAGUCCGAAGCUCUAGCUCAUACUUGGGAAAACUUGAUUGGUAAAAGACUCCAGAAAACCGGUCGUGCAGCCCACAAACCUGAAUGUGAGCGUUCACCUCUUAUCUCGAACUUUGAAAAAUGGGCUGGUAAGCCACGGAAACUUUAUUUUAGAAGCGUUGACAGUGUCCCGCGACCAUCAUAUUUCAAAACGACAUUGAAGGGAAAUCUGUUUGCACAAUUACUGUCAUCUCCAAUGCGGCUUGAUAAACUCACGCGCGUGAGGGCUCCCAAGGAAUUGCUUCUACAGGUCAAGCUUGUGGACAAGUCUGAUGAUGGUAAGAAAAGUUUUGGUGUCGAUUCCUACGCCCAGCAUUUCAGUGGCGGACCCACAUCUUAUGUCAGCAACAAUGAGACACUGCUUCGAAAGCAAGGUGCUAGCUUUAUGAAGUGGGUCCCGACAUCGUCGCUCAACGCUACAAUACGGCACAUAAGUCACACUGAAAUUCUUCAACCUUCAAUUUCGAUAGCUGAACUCAGCAAAAGAACCUUGAUCGACAAAGUGCAUCAAGGGCUUCUUCAAAUUUCAAACAGAGAUGUGGGGCGAGACUCUCAGAAUUACGACAUAAGGGUAAUCAGUGAUUCGGGUCUAUCUGAUAAGUUAAUAGUAGACAGCAAAGGGAGGACUACUUUAAAUUUUGGCCAUAUAGAUGAUCCGACACUACAAGGCCUUUUCAAAGGUAGCCGUGCUGGAAUCUUUCUGGAAAUAAAAAAUCACAAAGUACUUUGUUUCAUGAUGUAUAAAUUGCUGGCCUUCGUUGAAUAA